AUAAAAUUUUUUAUUAUGUAAAAAUUGAUUGUUGUACAGCAUAGUAAUAUACAUCAAAAUGAUAAUUUUUAUUUUUGUUAUACUCAUCGCAUGUUCAAACUUUUCAGUUGCGGUAAAUCAUACAUAUAUGCAUUGCAAUUUUUCUAAGUAUAUGUUUAAUUAUUUCAAAUACAGUGAGCAAUAUCUAUUUAGCUUUGAUAAUACGAUUUCUGAAACUCAACUAUCUACCUAUGGAAUGGCAAUCAAAACUCACGAUGAAAUCAUAAUGAUCAUGUUAGAAACAUUACGAGAAAUUAAUAAUGUGUUUUGUGCAGAAGAUUUGACAAUGAUUAAUUUAUACUUGAACAAUGUUUCGGGAUCCUUAAAUAUGAUCGCUAAAAACGAAAAUGGUGAAUUUAGUAGAUCUGAAAUUUCUAAAAAUUUACUCAAAGGAUAUAAAAUAAUUCACCAAUCAAUUGUUGAACGAUUAAAGUAUUUUAUUGAAUAUAAAUGUUCCAAUGUAUCCUUUGAAAAUGAUUUUAUACUGUAUACUAAUUUAAUAAAACCAAUUGAAUAUAGCCCGGAAAAUUUACAUUGUAUAUUGGAACAGCUAAGAAAUAAAAUCAUUAACAACAUGAAACAAUAUUUAACUUUAAAAGAUAUAUUUGCAAUAGAAAACAAUCCAAUAUUAGAAAAUUAUAAUGUCAUUAUGAAACAUUUAGCGUUAGCAUAUGAAAGUAAACAAUACAAUCGUUUUCAUCCAAAAUAUUUUUUGUUUUAUGACUUAAUGGAGAAACGUCCUCAUGUUUUUGAACUAGAUCUCGCGUCAGGCUCCCAAGCAAAACAAAGAGUCACCUAUAAUGACGAUGGCCAACUGAGCGACGUUUUAGACGAGCUGCGAUUUACACCAAUUUUAAAAAAAAGUGAAAACAAUUAUCGAAUAAGGUUAUCAGAUAUAUUUCGAUUUAUCAAAUAUGAUUUUAAUUUGGACAAUAUACAGACAUUUCACAUACUGCUUAAUACAGCAACAACACGGCCUAUUUUCUUUGCUUUGCAUAAUUAUUUAACAUUAACCACAAUUUUUAUAAAAUGUCAUAAUAUAGAAAUACAACUCUAUUUAAAAGAUAAAAUAAUUAAAAUGGGUGAGUGCAUCAUUAAUAUUAUGAAUGUAUUAUUGGAUUUAAAUUUAUUUAGAAAUCAAUAUUCAAAAAAAAUAAGAUAUCUAUUUAAUAAGUCAAUCAAUAUUAUUUCGUUUUUCAAAGAACGUAAUGAUUUUUUUAGAAAUGAAGAAGUGCCAAAAGUAAUAAAAUCAAUUGAUUUGUUUAUGAGCAUCCAUUUUUUAAGUUUAAAAUUUUGCUACUUAGAUAAAGUAUACACUGUAGAAGAUAAUAUCACAGAAGUUUAUAAUUCAACAGAUAAGAAAAUAAAUGCACUAGCAAUAUUUACUGAAAAAUUAAAAGAAUAUCAAUAUUGCUUUGAAACUGCAGAAAGUUAUAUACCUUUAACGAACUUAAAUUUAAAACUUACAUAUAGAAAUGUCAUAAAAAAUAUUUUACCGUAUGAGCAAUUGGGAAAUUAUAAAGACAUGUAUCACUCAUUGUAUUUCCCAAAUAAUAUCACAAAUGAUAAUAAAAUAUACGACAAUCAAGUUUCGGAUGAUGAAAAUUACAAUAAUGAGAAAAACAGCGAUGAUAAUGAGAUUAUUGAAAAAAAAAAUCAGACCUAUUAUUCUCCUAAAUAUUUAGAAGAUUAUUUACUUUACGCGUAACUUAUAAAAGAUCUAGGCUACACUCAGAAAAAUUA
Molecule: messenger RNA, 1782 nt
Organism: Daktulosphaira vitifoliae (grape phylloxera)
Lineage: Eukaryota; Metazoa; Arthropoda; Insecta; Hemiptera; Phylloxeridae
Exons: 2
Coding region: 59-1747 (562 amino acids)
Source: RefSeq, a predicted model, not a curated record